Molecule: messenger RNA, 1291 nt
Organism: Nymphaea colorata (pocket water lily)
Lineage: Eukaryota; Viridiplantae; Streptophyta; Magnoliopsida; Nymphaeales; Nymphaeaceae
Exons: 11
Coding region: 72-1100 (342 amino acids)
Biological process (GO): intracellular signal transduction
Molecular function (GO): protein serine/threonine kinase activator activity
Source: RefSeq, a predicted model, not a curated record
AGAAGAAAAAAGAUGGUGGAAAUGUAAGAGAGGGGAGAGAGAGAGAGGGGGGGAAGGGAGAGAGAAGAAUAAUGUCGUUCUCGUUCUUCAAGCCGUCGAGGCCUAAAUCGCCGUCGGAGCUCGUGAGGUCGGUCAGGGAAUCCCUUCUCGCACUUGAUGCGAAGACCGUCGCGGACGUCCGAGCCCUCGAGAAGGUGCUUGAAGAUUUUGAAAAAAACCUCCUUAGUAUGAGACAAAUGCUUUUUGGAGACGGUGAAGUUGAACCAAAUGCUGAUCAGGUUUUGCAGCUAGCAACUGAAAUAUGCCGGGAUGGAGUUCUUGAUCUUUUUGUUCACAAGUUACCUAUUCUUGGGUGGGAAGCAAGAAAAGAUCUGGUACAUUGCUGGGGCAUUUUACUCAAACAGACAGUGGGAUCUAGUCAUUGCUGUGUGGAAUACAUUGAGAGUCAUCCUGACCUUCUAGACUCCCUUGUCGUGUGUUAUGACAACAAAGCGAUUGCUUUGAAUUGUGGGAAUAUGCUAAGGGAAUGCAUCAAAUAUCCUACACUUGCUAAAUAUUUGUUGGAGUCAACCAGCUUUGAGUUGUUCUUCAAAUUUGUGGACCUCCCAAACUUUGACGUAGCAUCAGAUGCCUUUGCAACAUUUAAGGAUCUGCUUACUAAACAUGAAGAUGUUGUCUCUGCAUACCUAAUUUCCCACUAUGAACAGUUCUUUGAUCUUUAUGAACAACUGUUGACAUCACCAAACUAUGUAACACGAAGGCAGUCACUGAAGCUUCUUUCAGAAUUUCUUCUGGAAGCCCCAAAUUCACAAGUAAUGGUGCGAUAUGUUUCAGAGGUUCAAAACUUGAAGAUCAUAAUGAAGCUUCUGAAGGAUACCAGCAAAAACAUCCAGAUAUCAGCUUUCCACAUUUUCAAGGUCUUUGUUGCAAACCCAAAUAAGCCACCAGAUAUAACUGCAGUUCUCGUGAAAAACCAUGAUGGACUGCUACCCCUACUUCACAAUCUUCCAUUCAGCAAAGAUGAUGAACAGUCUGAAGAGGAGAGAGAUAUCCUCAUUAAGGAAAUUGAAAAACUAGUUUCCCUUGCAGGAGCAUGUUAAUUAGCAUGCCCAUCGUUAUUUUUUUCCUUUUUCUCUAAGUGAAAGGACAGAAUUAAAUCUCCAUCGUUGUAAUUGAACUCUAUAUAUGAAGACAGCAAUUGUAAUUUUCCAAAUUUCCGUGGCUUAUAUCCUUUUACUUUGUGAUGCUGCUCUUGUAAUAGAUGCCAGCAAUGAAACUACUUAUGAAUUCA